This is a messenger RNA of Papaver somniferum (opium poppy), 948 nucleotides long. RefSeq lists its product as uncharacterized. The transcript has 3 exons. Bases 1 to 948 code for a protein of 315 amino acids. NCBI's taxonomy places the organism in Eukaryota, Viridiplantae, Streptophyta, Magnoliopsida, Ranunculales, Papaveraceae. The record is from RefSeq and is a predicted model, not a curated record.
AUGUUCCAUGCUUUAAUCACUAAUGAUCAUGCCAAAGGUGAGUGGUUCAUUUCCUGUGUUUAUGGCACUUCUUACAAAGAGGAUCAACCAGCUCAAUGGGAUUACAUAAAAAAUAUUAGUAAAGUGGUAAAAAUACCUUGGGUCCUUAUACGGUACCUUAAUAUCACUACGGAAACUUCUGAAAGAAACACCAAUACUAAUCCUACUUCAGAUGAAGUUCUAGAACAUAUUAAAGAAGCUGAUCUCCAUGAUUUGGGUUUCAGUGGCAAUCCCUAUACCUGGACUAGUAAUAGUCAUGGCACUGGUUCAGAUCAUUCUCCCAUACUCUUGUCUUUGUACACUAGCUACAAUUCUUCAGGUUCUGCAAAUUUUUUCAUGAAUGACAAGUUGUCUAACACUAGACACAUCUUAUCUAAAUGGAGUAAAAAUAUGUUUGGUCAGAUACAAAAUAAUAUAACUGUCCUUCAAGAAAAACUGCCUCAAUUGCAAGUUACAGAUCUCCAAGGUAGUAAUACUGAGGAUGUACUUCAAAUUGAAAAACAGAUUGAUGCCUUGAAUGAAAUACAAGCUUCUUCAAACAGACAGAAGUCUAAGGACCAUUUCUACAAUGACAUGGACAAGAACUCCAAAUUCUUUCACAUCAAAGCUAAUCAAGGAAGAGUUAGGAACAUAAUAGAUUCCUUGCAAGCCCCAGAUGGAUCAUGGUGUCAAGAUAGAAGCUCCAUUGAAGAUUUACUUGUUUCUCACUUCAAAAAAAUAAGUACUACUUCAAAACCUGGAGAUAGUGAAAAUUUUCUUCAGCACAUUCCUUCAUGUAUCUCAGAGCAAGACAAUGAUGCUUUAGUUUCAAUUCCUUCAAAUCAAGAGAUCUUCGAAGCUUUAAAGUUAAUGGAUCCAUGGACCUCUCCAGGACCUGAUGGCUUUCCUCCCGGUUUCUAUCAAUCUUAA